AUGAGGAAGAGAUCAAGGAUGUUGGGCGUGUAUCCAAGACGCUCCAGCGGCAGCCGUUGUCGUCUCCUCCUCUUCCACCUCAUACUCCAGAAAUAUGAAAAGCGCGUGAUGGUCCAGACUCCAGAGACACUGCAUGUUCCCCGCUGUGGGGAGUCACCUUGUCGUGGUGGCGGGGCUUUUACCGUGGUCGGCAGUACCACCUUUUCUGAUGGCUCUACCUUUAAUACACCAUGCACCAGGGUCAAGAGUCUUUGUUAUGAAAAUUACAAAUAUAAUGGUUUGCUCAUAAGUUAUUUUCCUUUCAGGAAAAUUAGCAAUUGCUUUCAUUUCCACUAUCACCGUCUUCAUCACUACCACUAUCUCCAUCACCACCACCAUCACCAUCACCAUCACCAUCACCACCACCACAUCGCCUCCCCCUCCUUCUACUACUACUACUACUACUACUACUACUACUACUACUACUACUACUACUACUACUACUAUAAAAUAAUCAUUCUCCUAUUAUUAUUCCUACAACUGCUAUUACUACUACUACUGUUAUUGCUGAUUCUCCUAUUACUACACCUCCUACUUCUCUCACUACUACUCCUAUUCCUACUAUUCCUACUUCUACUACUACAACUACUACUUUUUUCCGUAGAUUGCCUUUGUGGCGUUGAGAAUGGAGUUCGUAUCGUUGGGGGUUCUGAGGUGUCUCCCCAAAAUAAAUACCCGUGGAUGGUAGGUCUGAAAAUUACUGGUGAUACAGUUUACGGAUGUGGAGGAAGCAUUAUAACUGACCGACACGUCCUCACCGCCGCCCACUGCUUUUUCUAUCCAGAUACCAAACUCCUGAUUCCCGCUAGAUUAUUUUUGGUGGGCAUCGCAGAUCACAACCAGUUAUCUACGGAUGACGAUGUGGAUGGUGCUACCCGUCUCGUUGCAAUUCAAAAAUAUGAAGUUUUCAGUAGUUAUGAUCCAUAUGGCUAUGAUUUUGAUAUAGCAAUAAUUACACUCAAGGAUGCAUUGAAUUUUAAAUUGCAACAAAUAGGCCCCAUUUGUCUCCCUAGUAACAACAAGAGCACAUACGCAGGAGUUAAAAACGCUACUGCUGUUGGCUGGGGCCUUACAAUGGAAUCUGGAACUGAGCUGUCAGAUGUUCUGAUGGAAGUUCAGGUUCCCAUCAUCGACCAGGCUUCGUGUGCAAGUAAUGUCGAUGGUUUGACAGACAAUAUGAUUUGUGCUGGUUUCAAUAAAGGAGGGAAAGACUCCUGUGUAGGUGACUCUGGAGGACCCUUGUCCGUAGUGGAGGAUGGGCGUCACAUCCUGGUCGGUGCAACUUCCUUCGGUGAAGGAUGUGCUCGGCCCCUUAAUCCUGGAGUGUAUACUAGAGUUAGCCAAUUUCUCUCCUGGAUAAGUGAGCAUACACAGACUGGUAAUUAUUGUCCCUAAUCAUUUUCAUUUUAAAGUACUCCGAAUGAUACUAUAUUUAAUGCCAUGCAGCUCUAUUGUUCAUAUUCCUCUUACAUGGGAAUGUCAUUGAAUAUUAGAAUGCCUGUCUCGUGUGUACGUUUCUUUGCUUGAAGUAGACGAAAAAUAAAACUAUUUUCUUGUAAAACCUAUUAAUUGCUGGUAAAAUUAAAGUGUUGUUUGCUUUGAUAUAUUCAUUGGUUAGAAUAUAAAUAGAAUUAUAAGUACGAUGGUCAUGAAUAUUUAAUGUUUAUUGUUUCUUAUGAUCAGAACAAUAUUUCAGUGUUUUUUAUUAACUUUUUUAUGAGUGUCAGCCUCUCGUUGAUAAUAAUAUAUUGUACUGUGAUUCUGUAUGCAGUGUGAAAGUAAUUAUUGUAUCCUGGAAGUGUGCAACAUUUUACAUAUCCAUUUUCAUUUACUUAUUUUCUUAUUUAUUUAUUUAUAUAAUCAUAUUUUUAUUUA
Molecule: messenger RNA, 1914 nt
Organism: Portunus trituberculatus (swimming crab)
Lineage: Eukaryota; Metazoa; Arthropoda; Malacostraca; Decapoda; Portunidae
Product: proclotting enzyme-like
Exons: 3
Coding region: 1-1434 (477 amino acids)
Biological process (GO): proteolysis
Molecular function (GO): serine-type endopeptidase activity
Source: RefSeq, a predicted model, not a curated record